This is a messenger RNA of Scylla paramamosain (green mud crab), 1944 nucleotides long. Its product is annotated as coiled-coil domain-containing protein 77-like. NCBI's taxonomy places the organism in Eukaryota, Metazoa, Arthropoda, Malacostraca, Decapoda, Portunidae. The coding region runs from base 142 to 1584 and encodes 480 amino acids. Gene Ontology annotation, cellular component: centrosome. The record is from RefSeq and is a predicted model, not a curated record. The transcript is spliced from 12 exons.
CAUGCGCUGUACCAUCCACAAAUCUCGCUGCAGGGAACAGCAAAGUAUAAGUGAAGUGUUGGUUCCGAGGUGAGCGUCGCUCCCCAACAGGCAAGAAUAAAGGUGCGCCGCCCCUCCGCCGCCUCCUGUAAACACUGCAGCAUGGCGGCGACAGACAGACUAAGAAGUUCUCUGAAGAAGGCAAAUAAUUUUUCAGUCAACAGAAGAAGUAUAGAUGCAUUAAAAAAUGCUGAGAGAAUUGAUGUUAACGAGGAGCUGGGAAAGUUGCAGCCAUCACAACGCCUUCUUGACUUUUACCGAGAAAAAAUCACUAAGAUUGAAACAGAACACCAACGCAUGUGGGACUUGCUUGAGAAAUACAGGAAGGCAUCAAGACCCACAUUUGAUGAAGGGGAGCGUCAGGACAUGACACGUGAGCUGAUUGAGCUGCGGUCAGCCUUGUCGGACAUCAAUGUUUUCCUCCAUGCAGAGAGGCAGCAAGUUUCUCGUCUUCAUGCAGAAAAUGAACAGCUGCAGUUAGCAAAUCUAGAGGCUGAGAAGAAGGUGUCAAUGUUGUUGACCUUGAGUGGCUUGACAGAGGGAGAGCUGAAGGUGUUCUUGCGUGAUGCCCGCCGCACCACCAUUGUCAAACAGAGGUUGCCACCACACCUCAGAAUGCUCCAUAAUAAGCUGAGGGAGGACUUGCCAAAGCCUGCACCAGGACACCCAGAGGAAAGUGAUGAAGAAUUAAUCCUGAAAGCAGAGAUUAACUCCCUGAAAAAGCAACUACAAGAAUCAAAGAGAAACUGGCAGUGUGAGAAAGAUGCUCUCCUCCAGGACAGAACAUUAGUAGCCUCUGAAAACAAGCUUCAGGUCUCCAAGGAUGAGGCACACAUCAAUCUUCUUACAGCAAGGUUAGAAGAGUCCCAGAAUCUUGUCACAGAGACCAUUCAAGAUUCAUUGAAGUCCAAGUCUAAAAUGCAGGAUCUGGAGAUGAAGUGGUUGGCUGAGAAGGACUAUCUCCUCUCUGUCUUAGCUUCUAUGGAGGAAAACAUGUCUUUAGUCUCUCACUUGGAGGCUAUUGGCAGGUCAGGCAGUUAUACGGAUCUAACGAAGACAAAAUCAACAUGUGAACUUAAAGAUCUGAGGCGAGAGAAUGAACUACUGAGGACUGAGAUGGCAGAAGCUGAAGAUUUAUGUGCUGUUUAUGAGUCCCAGUGUCUACAGCUGGAGCAGAAAAUGUGCAAACUUCGUGAGGAGAAGGAAGCAAGUGAGCAGAUGUUUAAGGAGCGAAACCAAAAACUUGCUAAACAGAUUGAAAUGCUAAAAGAGGAAAACAUGAAGCUAGAUGAAAGGCGAAAGACAGAUACUCGAGGCUUUCAGUCCAGCAUCAGACUUUUGAAAGAAGAUAUGAAGACAGUUGUCCAUCAGAUGUAUAAGCUGACAAUGGCCUUCUCUGGUGAUACCAUACCAGUGGAUUUCACAGUGCUGAAUGAGAUGCAGGCAGUGGCUACUUUGGUUCGGGCAGUGCAGAAUACUAUCAGUGAGGCCAGACGGAGGGCACUCAAGGGGGAGAGUGACCUUGUCCAUACUGGAGAGUUAUAGGUGAAAGAGGGGGAUGAAGGUGGAUGCAGAGUGAACCUACCCAUUCCUCAGGACCACUUGCACAGGAGUUGGGGGAGGAAGAAGGUAAUAUUAUAGACAUUGGAGAAUUGUAGGUGGGGAGAACAAAUUUCUUCAUUCUGGAGAACUGUAGGAAAAGGGAAACAGGGACUGUGUCCUUGAAGGCUAGUGAUUAAAAUUGAAAAUGUUUGUCUUAAUUUGUUCUGAAUAAAAUAUAUUAAUAUUACAAUGCCAAACCUAUAGGUCAGGAUUAUUUGAUAAGAAUUUUUGCCAUGGCUAUCCUCUUUGGUGGAAUUGUAAGUUGUCUUGAGAUACAGAGAUAAUUAAAUUAGAUCUAUGAAA